ACUUGUUAUCGAUAGACGCGCGGCAAACUUUUGCAUUUAGCGACGGCUUUUGUUUAUUAUUUUGUUAAUUUGCGUGGACUCCGGUAUGCAGGCAUUUUUGAAAACAGGAAAAUCCACGGCAGGAGCUGGGGAGAAGAGCCAGGGAGCUGCGGCGGGGCGACGCAAACCACCGGCUCCCUGGGUGGAGAAAUACCGGCCGCGCAAUGUGGAUGAUGUGGUGGAGCAGUCCGAGGUGGUGGCCGUGCUGCGCAAGUGCGUCGAGGGCGGGGACCUGCCCAAUAUGCUGCUUUACGGACCUCCCGGCACGGGCAAAACCAGUACGAUCCUGGCCGCCGGGCGGCAGAUCUUCGGGGACAUGUUUAAGGACCGCAUCCUCGAGCUGAACGCCUCCGACGAGCGGGGCAUCAAUGUGGUGCGCACCAAGAUCAAGAACUUCUCGCAGCUCUCGGCCAGCAGUGUGCGUCCGGAUGGCAGGCCGUGUCCGCCCUUCAAGAUCAUCAUCCUGGACGAGGCCGACUCGAUGACCCAUGCCGCCCAGUCCGCCCUGCGUCGCACCAUGGAGAAGGAGAGCCGGAGCACCCGCUUCUGCCUGAUUUGCAACUAUGUCUCCAGGAUCAUUGUGCCCAUCACCUCGCGUUGCUCUAAAUUCCGCUUCAAGGCGCUGGGCGACGACAAGGUUAUUGCUCGAUUGAAGCAUAUUUGCGAGAUGGAGGGCGUAAAGAUCGAGGAGGAUGCCUACAGGUCCAUUGUCAAAAUAUCUGGCGGAGAUCUGCGGCGGGCCAUUACCACCCUACAGUCCUGCUACCGCUUGAAAGGCCCCGAACACAUCAUCAAUACGGCCGAUCUGUUCGAGAUGUCGGGCGUUAUUCCGGAGUACUAUCUGGAGGACUACCUUGAGGUCUGUCGCUCGGGGAACUACGAGCGCCUGGAGCAGUUCGUGCGCGACAUCGGCUUCUCCGCCUACAGCGUUGGCCAGAUGAUGGAGCAGUUCGUCGAGUUCAUCAUCCACCAUCCGGGCCUAAAUGAUCCGCAAAAGGCCACGAUCUGCGAUAAGUUGGGUGAAUGCUGCUUUCGCCUUCAGGACGGCGGUUCCGAGUACCUGCAGAUAAUGGACCUCGGCUGCUGCAUCAUACUAGCCCUCAAAUGAGGCCCACUUUCCAUUCAACACAUUCAUUACAUGUACUUUUUUUUGCGACUGAAGUCUAAAAUAUAUAUUUAAUUUAAACAGUU
Messenger RNA from Drosophila subpulchrella, 1230 nucleotides. RefSeq names its product replication factor C subunit 4. Bases 86 to 1147 code for a protein of 353 amino acids. Gene Ontology annotation, molecular function: ATP binding; DNA clamp loader activity; DNA binding. The record is from RefSeq and is a predicted model, not a curated record. Gene Ontology annotation, biological process: DNA-templated DNA replication; DNA repair. NCBI's taxonomy places the organism in Eukaryota, Metazoa, Arthropoda, Insecta, Diptera, Drosophilidae. Gene Ontology annotation, cellular component: nucleus; DNA replication factor C complex. The transcript has 3 exons.